UGGAUGACUGACUGAGAGAGAGAGGGCUGGGUGAACACGUCCCAUCAUGCAGUGCGAGCCAAUUCUUCCUCACCCCCGCAGUGAGCGAGGAGACUCUCAUCCAAGGAUCGCACUAAUGGCGGCCGGCAAAUCCGUGCGCUGACAUCAAAUCCAUAACAGAGCGCCGCCUCUACCAAGACCCACUGAGACAUCUCAGGGAGAGGCGCUAGUUGUCUUGCACAUCUACAACGCUUUCCGUUGGAAAAGAAGUACUGGGUGAAAUUGUCCAGUUACUUCAACUGAGACUUUCCUAUUUAAAAAAAUGGAUGAACACCCCGGCGGAGGAGGAGUAGGAAUGGCCGCCUCGAGACAGCAGCAGCAACAGCAGGGGAAUAACAACGUUAAUCCGCAAAUCGGUGGAGGGGGUGGCGCUUUAAUGGUCCAACAACAAGAUGAGAUGCCUCGGCCUCAGCAAUACACAAUCCCGGGGAUUUUACACUACAUUCAACACGAAUGGGCCCGUUUCGAAAUGGAAAGGGCUCAUUGGGAAGUGGAGAGGGCCGAGCUCCAGGCUCGAAUAGCAUUCCUCCAGGGAGAAAGGAAGGGUCAAGAAAAUCUAAAGAACGACUUGGUCAGAAGAAUAAAGAUGUUAGAGUAUGCAUUAAAACAAGAAAGAGCAAAAUACCAUAAAUUAAAAUAUGGCACUGAACUCAAUCAAGGGGAAGUGAAGAUGCCUAGCUUUGAAUCAGAUACCAAAGACACAGAGGUCCCCGCCGUUCCUCAGAACAGCCAGUUGACGUGGAAACAGGGCAGACAGCUCCUAAGACAGUAUCUCCAGGAGGUAGGCUACACGGACACGAUACUGGACGUGCGGUCGCAGCGGGUCCGCUCCUUACUGGGCCUGCAAGGCUCGGAGCAGAACGGCUCGGUGGAGAGCAAGAACCUGGAGCAGAUCCUCAACGGAGGAGAGUCUCCCGCCAAGAGAAAGGGACAGGACAUGAAAAGGAAUCCUGGCGAUGUUCUAGAAACGUUUAACUUCUUAGAAAACGCUGACGACAGCGACGAAGACGAGGACGAGGAAGGCGACAUGAUGGAGGACAUCUCAGAUCGCGAGAAACACAGAAUAAAGAAGCAUAAAAUAAAGGUGGGGAACGAGGGUCUGGCGUCUGACCUUGCCGAUGAUCCCGACACAGAGGAGGCGCUGAAGGAGUUUGACUUCCUGGUGAACGCUGAGGAUGGGGAGGGCGCAGGAGAGGCCCGCAGCUCAGGAGACGGCACAGACUGGGGUAAGGAGCCAGACUCGACUCAACUCAAGUCUGCUGGAGCUUCCCUAUAGCACGGUGGAGCUAGCUCUGGCCGUCCAGGAACGUUGAUUACUUUAGGAACAUGCUUCUGGAGAAGAGGUGUUUUUAAAAAAAAAU
Molecule: messenger RNA, 1400 nt
Organism: Clupea harengus (Atlantic herring)
Lineage: Eukaryota; Metazoa; Chordata; Actinopteri; Clupeiformes; Clupeidae
Gene: strn3
Product: striatin-3-like
Cellular component (GO): dendrite
Molecular function (GO): armadillo repeat domain binding; protein-containing complex binding; protein phosphatase 2A binding
Source: RefSeq, a predicted model, not a curated record